AUGGCAUACACAUACGCAGAAUCGUAUAAUCCAAAUCUGACAUGUUGCAUAUGCCGCAUGCCAUUUUUUGAGCCAGUUACUACUAGGACAUGCUCACAUACCUUCUGUCGCGAUUGCAUUCUCCAUGCUAUGGAGGCUUCGGCGCACUGCCCAAUAGAUCGCUCGCCGUUAGUGUUGGAGGACCUGCUACCCGCGAGCCCUGUGGUCAGACAUCUGGUCGAGGAAUUAAUAGUCGAGUGCCCACGUCGGUCCUCAGGAUGCACCUAUACAUGCCAGAGACAGCUCCUUGCAUCUCACGUCGACCAAUCCUGCCAAUACGUCAUCAUCCCAUGCAGGGAUCCGAGCUGUACCCUUACCCUCUUGAAAAAGGACGCGGAGAGGUACGCCGAUAUCUGCCCUCAUCGUUUGGUUAAAUGCGAAGGAUGCUCCUUGGAAGUGAUGACGGUCGAUCUCGAGGCACAUCAAUUGGUUUGCACGGCAACGACGAGCACAGUCUGUCAAUUCUGUGACCAAGAAGUCUCGUCAGCGAGUUUGACCACUCACGGCGCGACCUGUCCAGACAUCAUCAUCCCGUGUACUCAUUUCUCCAACGGAUGCACAUGGACUGGUCCACGCCGUAAUCUUUCAGACUCACAUAUAUCCGUAUGCCCAUACGAAGCAAUCAAGGGCUUCUUCAGUAUCGCUGAAGCUCGAACCGUGAAGCUUGUCGAGGAGAACGAGUCAUUGCGACAGAAAUUAAUGGCGAUGGAGGGCAUGACCCAGAUCAUGAGGAGGGAGCUAGAUGCUGUCAAGACGACACUAAGUCCUUGGUACAAACCGGAAAGAGCCUACGAGCGUCCCAUCGUCUCUCAAAGGCCAAGCUACUCACAAUCAGGCCAUGACCUCAGGGAGAACACGCCACCCAUGUCUGCUCCUUCAGGUGGGGACCAGUCUGUUCCACCAUCGCAAGGCUUUUCAGACGUCCCUUCGUCCCUUAACCGCCCGCCGUACAGCGAUGUGGAUCUCGCCUCUUACUUCCCGCCAGCUCUCGCAGAAUCGCCGUCUUCGCAGCAAGCAUACGAAUCAAGACAGAACUUUCAACCGCCGCCAUCACUCGAUGCAUACGCCAGUCGCAGCCCUCCUGCGUCGUCCUCUCAUGGCAACGCCUUUGAUUCCACGUCUUCGAUGCCUAUUGCGCCCCUAAACCUCAGUACGACCCUCCCGGGUACUCUUUCCAGCAUGCACUCCUCGCUUGAGACUCUGGCGUCCUCUCAUGAUACCCUUCGCCAUCUCACGGAACUCGCUAUCUCCUCCGAAGCUGCGCGCACAUCGGAAGAACUCGGUGCUCUUCGCGCCGUGGUCAAUGGUUUGCGAAUGCAUGUCCACGCGAUGAUGAUGGACAGAAACACGAACGCCAUGUACACUGCAGCAUCUCCAUCCUCCUUGGGCGGUUUCCUGUCGGAAGAAGAACGAAAUCGGUCGGCAGGCUGGGCGUUACCUCCGAGGUUUUACCCCCUCCCGCACCCUCUCCCUUCCCCUGGAUCUGGACCCUCACAUCCUUCUCACUCAUCGUCCUCGACCUCCAUUACGAAACUAUAGUCGGAGCAUGUCACAGCGACAACAACAACGACCGCGCACACGCACAUGCAAGCACACGAGCGUUCUCAUCGCAGACGUGCAUCACAUUGCUUUUCGGCCGUCCGUCUUCACACCGCAGCUCUUUUCUCGCCGGCUCCCUUGCUCAAGAAUUCCGCACGGUGCAUCUAACGGUAUCAUUCGAUUUCUACCCUCAUGCAUCGCAUUUCCCUUCAUCCAACGUAAUGUGGAGUCGCGUUUUUUAUCUCGCUGUGCUGCAUGGUUAAUUAUGUCCAUAACUAUGUGCACCCUCCGGCUAGGGCUUUGUAUUACCAUUGCCUAGCUCUGCCC
Molecule: messenger RNA, 1905 nt
Organism: Stereum hirsutum FP-91666 SS1
Lineage: Eukaryota; Fungi; Basidiomycota; Agaricomycetes; Russulales; Stereaceae
Exons: 4
Coding region: 1-1578 (525 amino acids)
Molecular function (GO): zinc ion binding
Source: RefSeq, a predicted model, not a curated record